Molecule: messenger RNA, 1748 nt
Organism: Sodiomyces alkalinus F11
Lineage: Eukaryota; Fungi; Ascomycota; Sordariomycetes; Glomerellales; Plectosphaerellaceae
Product: eukaryotic integral membrane protein
Exons: 2
Coding region: 166-1275 (369 amino acids)
Biological process (GO): retrograde vesicle-mediated transport, Golgi to endoplasmic reticulum
Cellular component (GO): membrane; Golgi apparatus
Source: RefSeq, a predicted model, not a curated record
CGUACUCCCACUCCCGUAAAGAUCAACAAGAAACAAUCCAGACAGACAUACGGACAUACGGCCAGCUUGUGAUAUUCCGACUCGUACCGUUUUUCUAGGGGCUACAGCGACUAAUAGCUUUAAUAAUAAGCCCGUUCUGCCUUCCAUCCACCUGCCGUCACUACGAUGCCCGCCCGAAUAAACGUACCACCACUCACCCGUGCAGUCUUGGGCGUUCUGACGGUCCAGUCCUUCCUCAGCGCCGUCAUCCGCUUCCGCCAGUGGAGCGCAACAUCAGAAAUCGUCAUACCAUAUCUGACGCUAAUCCCCCAGCUAUCCCUCGUCUAUCCAUGGACCUUGAUAUCAACGACCCUUGUGGAGAGUAACGUCUUCUCGUUCGCUAUCGCCGGCGCCACCCUCUUCUAUGGCGGUCGUUAUCUGGAGCGGGCAUGGUCCUCGGCCGAAUUCGCCAAGUUCCUCGCGGUCGUAUCGUUGAUUCCAAACCUCUUGACCUUUGCGGCUCUGGUAACAUUCUUUACUUUCACGCGGAACGAGCGCUGGACGCUCACCGUCAUCGCCGGCACGAUUCCGCUGCAAAUAUCCUUCCUCGUCGCGUUCAGCCAACUUGUCCCGGCCCAUACCGUUACGCUCUUCCGCGGGAUGGUCUCAUUACGCGUCCCGAGGUUUCCUCUACUCUACGUCGGCCUCGUCACCCUCCUGUCGCUGACCCCGAUGGUCUCGACUGCUUCUUUCUUCCUCGCUAUUUUCGGAUUCAUUUCCAGCUGGACCUACCUCCGGUUCUUCAAGACAGUCUUCCCGGACCUCGACACGUCCCAGUCAUCGUCGCUCCGCGGAGACGCGAGCGAGACCUUCGCAUUCGCCGAAUUCUUCCCCGGUCCGGUGAAACCCCUUGUAGCGGCUGCGUCUAACCAGGUCUUUGACGUCCUUGUCGCGAUGCGGGUCUGCGCGCCGUUCUCGCAGGAUAGCGUCUCUGCGGCGACGCGUGGGAACAACUUCAUCCAGCGGACUGUCCCGGGGAGCGCACGAGCUGAAGCCGAACGUAGGAGAGCGCUCGCUCUGAGGGCCCUCGACCAGAGGCUCCAUGCCGCGACGGCAAACCCGGCCUCGGCACCGGCCCAUCCCUCCCCUCCCCCCAGUCAACCCACCGGACCGACGGUGCAGACCCAGCCGCAGCCGAACACCCAGACGGCGAUGACCUCGCAACCGACGGCCAUGCUGGGCGAAACAAACUACACGCCGGACCAGGAGACUGGUGAUGAUAAGAAUGCGUCAUAGCAAGGCACACGAAACAGCCAUGGAACAAGGGGCGAGGGGACGACGGAUCAGCACGAUUUCACAGCGAAGGAAAUGGCCAGUUUGUAUCUUUAAAUGACUCUUGAGUUAGACCUAACAUCGGCACCGGCGUCUAAAGGACGGGAAUAUCUUCCUGUAACUGGGAGAGUUGCCGAUACGCAGCGCUUUGUACUUAAUAACAUCAUGUAAUACUGCGAUAUAUACCCUCAACUUCGCUAUAGACCUUGGUGUCGCGGCAGUUUUAGUCGUAUAUGUAAACUAUGUCUUUUGAGGAUAUGAAGAUUGUUAUGGUCUGGUCUGGGUAGUGCAAGGACGUUCUGCGUUCUGAGAGAAGCGCUAUAACGUCUAGGAGCGAAAUUGGGAACCAACAAUUGAAACAACACGGGAUGAAAGUAAGAGGAAGAAUAAAGCAUGGUUUGCAUGUAACAAGAACAGAAAACGUGCUACCUGGGAGA